Messenger RNA from Humulus lupulus (European hop), 427 nucleotides. RefSeq names its product regulatory-associated protein of TOR 1-like. The transcript has 2 exons. The coding region runs from base 78 to 419 and encodes 113 amino acids. The record is from RefSeq and is a predicted model, not a curated record. Lineage: Eukaryota; Viridiplantae; Streptophyta; Magnoliopsida; Rosales; Cannabaceae.
AUCUAGUGAAGGAUGGGGGACAUACACAUUUCAUCAGGUUUCUUGAUAGCCAGGAAGCAUAUCCAGAACAGCGUGCAAUGGAUGCAUUUGUUUUGGCUGUAAUUGUGGAUGGUCACAGACGGGGUCAAGCUCUAGGGAGAUUUUCCUUUGGUCACAAUAAUCAUCUCAAGUCAAUUGCUGCAGCAUAUUGGAAGCAUACUGGGUCUCCUUGGAGUUCCCUCCCUUCUUUGGCUCAUAGAAGAAGUCCAAGUAGUGUUGUUCCAUCUCAGAUUGGUCCAAUAUCAAGAGUUGGCACUGAUAGCUCGUCUCAUGUUCGAGAUGGAAGGGUCUGCACUAGCAGCCCUCUUGCUACUUCUGGAUUGGCCCGAUCCUUUGGCAUUGACUCCUUUUGGAUUGGCUCGAUCGUCGUCAUGGCUUGAUAUGAAUG